This is a messenger RNA of Yarrowia lipolytica CLIB122, 1311 nucleotides long. RefSeq lists its product as uncharacterized. The record is from RefSeq and is a predicted model, not a curated record. Gene Ontology annotation, molecular function: phosphatidylinositol binding. Gene Ontology annotation, biological process: reticulophagy; endocytic recycling; protein transport. Gene Ontology annotation, cellular component: early endosome; phagophore assembly site. NCBI's taxonomy places the organism in Eukaryota, Fungi, Ascomycota, Dipodascomycetes, Dipodascales.
AUGGAAUGGCAAGAUGAAGCGGGGCCUUCGAGUGGUCCUUCUAACGGCAUAGCGUCAUCGUCCAACGGACCCUCGUCGCACUCAGACACAGACCUGUAUCGAAGCGACUACCAUGCGCUCGAAAAUGACAAGACUUAUAUCGACUCUGUGGUGAGCGAUCCGGCCAAAGACCUGGAUGGAACCCAGAACGCCCACAUCACAUACCUCGUGACGACCAAGUCCAACAACACGCAGUUCUCGAACAAGGAGUUCCGAGUCCGACGCCGGUUUUCGGACUUUGUCUUCCUUUACAACUGCCUGAACAACGAGUUCCAGGCCUGUGUGGUGCCCCCUCUCCCGGACAAGCAGCGUCUCGAGUACAUUCGAGGGGACCGGUUUUCGACAGAGUUCACAGUCAAGCGAGCAGCAUCUCUGACACGGUUUCUCUCACGCAUAGCACAUCACCCCCUGCUCAAACGGUCCAAAUACUACCACGCCUUUCUGGAGUCUGGCGAAUGGAACGCAUACAAGAAAAACAACAUUGCACGAGGAGGACUGAUUGUGGACGGAGGAAUUUUGGACGGACUGUCCGACACGCUGGUCAGUGCAUUCACUCGACCCCCACAGACGGCCCAGGAGUUCCAGGAGGUCAAGGAACGAAUCGACCGCCUGGACGUGUGUGUGUCGCACAUUGAAAAGGUACUGGCUCGGUCUGUGCGUCGACAGUCAGAUCUGGUCAUGGACUACCAGGACCUGUCGCAGCACGUGGGCCAGCUGGAGCAUCUGAUUCCUUCAUUGGAACAAGAGUUUUCCAAGUUUGCUGGAGGCCUGCAGGCGCUGGCCAUCAACACAGCCGUGCUCAAGGAGAAACUUGAUACCGACUACGUGUCUUCUCUCAAGGAUCUCAUGCACUAUCUUGUGUCGGUCAGAGCUUUGCUCAAACAACGAGACCAGAAGCAGGCAGACUACGAGGGCCUGGUGGAGUACAAUGAGCGAGCUGUGGCCGAAAGACAGGCGCUGGUGUCUGGUGGAGGGAACGGUAUUCUGCGAAACAAGCUGGAGGACAUUCGGGGUAUCAACCAUGAGUUUUCACGACGGGAACGGCUGCAGAAGCUCGAGGGCCGGAUCGAGAGUCUCACGGGCGAGACGAAUCUGGCCAAGACCACGUCCGAGGCCUUUGACGAGCAGACCAAGCGCGAGAUUAACACUUUCGACAAGAUUCGAUCCGGCGAGAUGAAGGAGACUCUCAAGACUCUGACCUCUGGACAGGUGGAUUUCUAUGCGGCUUUGGUCAAGGAUUGGGAGGCUAUUUACGAUGCUCUUGGAGAGUGA